Ctenopharyngodon idella (grass carp) is the source of this 1142-nucleotide messenger RNA. RefSeq names its product T-cell acute lymphocytic leukemia 2 (gene tal2). The transcript is spliced from 2 exons. The record is from RefSeq and is a predicted model, not a curated record. Gene Ontology annotation, molecular function: protein dimerization activity; DNA-binding transcription factor activity, RNA polymerase II-specific; RNA polymerase II cis-regulatory region sequence-specific DNA binding. Gene Ontology annotation, biological process: regulation of transcription by RNA polymerase II. Bases 270 to 599 code for a protein of 109 amino acids. NCBI's taxonomy places the organism in Eukaryota, Metazoa, Chordata, Actinopteri, Cypriniformes, Xenocyprididae.
GGCACAAGCCAAACCCCACCCCUCCCUCACAUCCUCUCUCUCCUUCACCCUGUCUUCUGUCUGAGGAGUUCAGUGAGAGUGAGAGGACGGAUGCGGACUUAUUACGUCUGCAAUUACCUGACAGCGUUUUAUCUUUCCUAAACACUGCUCACUGCUGCUUUCACCUGCCGUCGGGACUAUUUUUGGAUUUUUCAUGCCAGAAAAUUUGUUCCUGAUGCCCCAACAUUCAUAGAGCUUCAAGACAACGGAAAGUGAAGUACUGCAGUAUCAUGACCAGGAAGGUGUUCACCAACACACGGGAGCGCUGGCGCCAACAUAAUGUCAACACAGCCUUCGCAGAGCUGCGGAAACUCAUUCCCACGCACCCGCCUGAGAAAAAGCUCAGCAAGAACGAGAUCCUGCGGCUGGCCAUGCGCUACAUCAACUUCCUGGUGACUCUGCUGGAGAGCCAGGGCGGAGAGCCGUCGACUCACUCGCAAGCUGCACUCCUCACGCUGCUUACGGGGAACAUGCAGAACCUGCGCACCGACCGCACCUGGACCAGCGACACCGACCCACCCUCUCCCGGGUCCAGCUGCGACAGUUCAGAAGCAUGGUAGAAUUAAACUGAACUGAGGCAUGAGCAUUCUGUGAGAGGAUUCUGUGAUUGUGACAUUUUUGAAAAUUCCAUCGCCAUGGAGAGACAAAGCUGGAGUGGAUUUCCGGAACUCGGAAUGUUCAUGUUCACUAUGACAUAAAAAUCACUCAUCUUUUCCAUGCUGUUUGGAAAUGAAUGAUCUGUGGAAACCCAGAGACACUUUAUUCACCAGUACUACAAAUCAAGCGGAAACCCUGAACAACAUAAGCAUUGUCAAGAAUGCACUUUGGAAGCAUCUCCCCCAAUAUUUUUUAGUAUUAAUAUAAUUUACUAUUUUAAAAACUCAAGAAUGUUUUGUUUGAGACUGAAGCCAGUAACAAGCUCAGAUUUCAAAUUUUAAUUUAUUUGAUUGUAUUUAAUGUCUUUAUUUAAUAUUUUUAAUAUUUAUGCUAUUAAUGGAUUCAGCACAUGCAACUUGUUGUACAUUAAAUUGUAAUUUAUUAAAUGGAAAAUGUUAUUGUUUGAACUACUCUGCAUUCACAAAUACAAAAUAUGUUUUGCCAAA